Molecule: messenger RNA, 6280 nt
Organism: Rhinolophus ferrumequinum (greater horseshoe bat)
Lineage: Eukaryota; Metazoa; Chordata; Mammalia; Chiroptera; Rhinolophidae
Gene: PAPLN
Product: papilin, proteoglycan like sulfated glycoprotein
Exons: 27
Coding region: 412-4497 (1361 amino acids)
Biological process (GO): extracellular matrix organization
Cellular component (GO): extracellular matrix
Molecular function (GO): serine-type endopeptidase inhibitor activity; metalloendopeptidase activity
Source: RefSeq, a predicted model, not a curated record
UUUGCCCGCCUGUCCUCCGGGGAGAGCGGCGUCGAGGAAGUGGGGAGCACCCCGCCCCCGACUCUGUCCGCGGAGGUGGGCGCAGUGCUGGGCCACCGCUCAGCACCGCGCGCACGAGGGCCGGGGUGGAGGUCGCGGGCAGAAAGGAGCCUCCGGAGCCGCGUCCUGGGCAGACCCGCACAACCCCGCCUCCCGCCCCCUCCGACCUUCCCCUCCUCCGACGCCAUUCCGAGCCGGGACCCCGAGACGGAGAGCGCCCCGUCCCGGAGGUGACGCUGGGACUGGGGCCUGGAUUACCAGAGCCCCGGAUCCUCCGUCGGGGCUCACACCUGCCCGGCCACCCCCGCGCCUCACGUCGGAGGCGGCACCUUGCGGCCUUUGGGGGCUACACCGGCCGCGGUUCCCGGGUGGAUGGUGUGGUGCAGGGCAAGUGCCCGGGGUGGUGGCCCGGGACGCUGGGACGCCUCCUCUGCGCUGGCGGACACGGGCGAGAUCCUUGCGUGGGAGACGGACGGAACGGGGCGUCGCUUCCCGCGUCCGCUGGGGACCAGGGAGCGAGGGUGUGCGGGGAUCCUAGGCGCGAGCCCCGGGGGUGCCCGGGACCGUAGGCUCGAGCCCCGGGCAAGCCCCCAGGAGGAGGCGUCCCUAUCAGCAAUUGCCGAGAUGCAGCUGCUCCUGCUUGUGUCCCUGCUGCUGGCCCCGGCGCCUGGGUCCUCGACUCCCAAGGUGAGGCGGCAGAGUGACACCUGGGGCCCCUGGGGUGACUGGAGCCCAUGUAGUCGGACCUGUGGAGGAGGCGUCAGUUUCCAGGAGCGCCGCUGCUACUCGCAGAGGAGAGAUGGGGGCUCCAGCUGUGUGGGCCCCGCCCGGAAUCACCGCUCUUGCCACACUGAGAGCUGCCCUGAUGGUGCCCGCGACUUCCGGGCGGAGCAGUGCUCGGAGUUCGAUGGCCACGAGUUCCAGGGCCGGCGGUACAAGUGGCUGCCCUACUAUGGGGCUCCAAACAAGUGUGAGCUGACCUGCAUCCCCAAGGGGGAGAGCUUCUACUACAAGCACAGGGAGGCCGUGGUAGACGGGACGCCUUGCGAGCCUGGCAAACGGGACGUCUGUGUGGAGGGCAGCUGCCGGGUUGUCGGCUGUGACCACAAACUAGAUUCAUCAAAGCAGGAAGACAAGUGUCUGCAGUGUGGGGGUGAUGGCACAACCUGCUAUCCUGUCACAGGAACCUUUGAUGCCAGGGACCUCAGCAGAGGCUACAACCAAGUCCUGAUAGUGCCUGUGGGGGCCACCAGCAUCCACAUCGAAGAGGUGGCUGCCAGCAGGAAUUUCCUGGCGGUGAAGAGCGUGCGUGGUGAGUACUACCUCAACGGGCACUGGACCAUCGGGGUCGCCGGAACCCUGCCCGUGGCCAACACCAUCCUGCACUACGAGCGGGGUGCUGAGGGGGACCUGGCACCUGAGAGGCUCCAUGCCCGCGGCCCCACCUCGGAGCCCCUGGUCAUCGAGCUCAUCAGCCAGGAGCCCAGCCCCGGCGUGCGCUAUGAGUACCAUCUGCCCCUGAGUGUCCCCGGGCCCGGCUUCAGCUGGAGCCAUGGCUCGUGGAGUGAAUGCAGUGCUGAGUGUGGCGGAGGUCACCAGUCCCGCCCAGUAUUCUGCACAAAUGACAAUGAGGUCUACCCUGACCACAUGUGCCAGCAGCAGUCACGUCCGGCCAACCACCGCCCCUGCAGCCCUCACCCCUGCCCACAGACCAAGCGCUGGGAGACUGGGCCCUGGGCGCCCUGCUCGGCUUCCUGUGGAGGUGGCUCCCAGUCCCGCUCCGUCUACUGCAUCUGGUCCGAUGGGACUGGCAUCCAGGAGGCUGUUGAGGAGGCCGAGUGUGCAGGUCUGCCUGGGAAGCCCCCUAGCACGCAGGCUUGCAACCUGCAGCACUGUGCAGCCUGGAGUGUGGAGCCCUGGGGAGAGUGCUCUGUCAGCUGCGGUUCUGGCGUCCGGAAGAGGAGAGUCACUUGCCGGGGUCACCAGGGGUCCCUGCUCCACGCCACAGCAUGCUCCUUGGAGGACCAGCCAGCUGUCAUUGAGCCCUGUGUGCAUGAUGACUGUCCUGUCCUUAAUGACCAGGCCUGGCACAUAGGCGCCUGGGGUCUAUGCUCCAAGAGCUGCAGCUCGGGCACUCGGAGGCGCCAGGUCAUCUGUGCCAUUGGGCCACCCAGCCACUGCAGGAACCUGCAGCUGUGGAAGCCUGCAGACGUGGAGCCCUGUAACACACAACUCUGCCAUCUCCCUCCCGAUGUCCCCAGUGUGCAGGACGUGCACACCAGGUCCAGGGCCCCCUGGAUGUCUUUGGACCCUCGGGAGGUCCCCGCCUCAGAUUCUAGAAACCAGGGGUGGACACAUCUGGAGCAGCCCUCCGCCCAGGGUAACCCCAGAGGAAACCAGAGCCCCCACCACCUGCCAGCCUCUGGUCCAGCCCCUUCUCUGCAGCAGUCCCCACGCCAGCAGCCCCUGCAGUCUGGCUCCAGGUUUCAUGACUGCAGACAUAGCCUCCAUGGGUGCUGCCCUGAUGGUCAUACCACGUCUCUUGGGCCACAGUGGCAAGGCUGCCCUGAAGCCUCUUGUAAGCAGAGCAGGUACGGGUGCUGCCCUGACGGGGUGUCUGUGGCUGAGGGGCCCCAUCAAGCUGGCUGUGCAAGGUCUUAUGCUGAUAACAACACCGGGAACAGGCCAGGGUCGAGAGCAGUGGCCUCCACAGUCCCCAAGGCCCAUCAGCCCCAGGCCCAGCAGAAUGAGCCCAGUGAGUGCCGGGGUUCCCAGUUUGGCUGUUGCUAUGACAAUGUGGCCUCUGCAGCAGGCCCUCUUGGGGAAGGCUGUACGGGCCAGCCCAGCCAUGCAUACCCCGUGCGGUGCCUGCUGCCCAGCGCCCACGGCUCCUGUGCAGACUGGACUGCCCGUUGGUACUUCAUUGCCUCCGUGGGCCAGUGUAACCGCUUCUGGUAUGGUGGCUGCCACGGCAAUGCCAAUAACUUUGCCUCAGAGGAGGAGUGCAUGAGCAGCUGCCAGGGCUCUCGACGUGGGCCCCACCAACCCAAGCCUGGGGCCUCUGGCCAGAGCACCCACAGAGAGGGUGGCAGCAGCAGUCCUGGAGGCCAGCAGGAGGCCAGCCAGCACAGGCCCGGGGCCACGGUCCAGAGAAAGGCCUUGCCUUCUGGUGGCCUCCAGUGGCAAGACCCAGAGCCUGGGCCCAGGGAGGGGUACCACACGCAGGCCUUAGAACGGCCCUGGGGCCAGGAGCUGAGGCCCAGCGCUCCUGGACUGGGCGGAGAGGCCAGUCGGCCAGCACCACCCUCCCAUAGCUCCUCCUACAGGAUUAGCUUGACAGGCGUGGAGCCCUCUCUGGUCCAGGCGGCCCUGGGGCAGUUGGUGCAGCUUUUCUGUGCAGAUGACACCUCCCUGGACCCCCAUACCAGGUGGCAGAAAGACGGGCAGCCCAUCUCCUCUGACAGGCACAGGCUGCAGCCUGAUGGCUCCCUGGUCAUCAGCCCCCUGCGGACAGAGGAUGCUGGCACCUACAGCUGUGGCAGCUCCAGGCAGGGCCGUGACUCUCAGAAGAUCCAGCUUCGCAUUACAGGGGGUCACACGGCAGUGCUGCCUGAGGUGGAGCCAAGGCACUUCCCUCAGACCAGGGACCCAGCCCAGGGCUACAGUCCCCAGGACUCCAGUCUAGGGGGGGAUGCUGGGGGCCUGGGGGCCAUCUCCUCUCGUCCACGGCCCACGACCAGGCUGCGCCUGGACCGGAACCAGCCUGGUGUGGUAGACGCCCAACCAGGCCAGCGGAUCCGGUUGCCCUGUCGUGCUGAGGGCUUCCCACCCCCAACCAUCGAGUGGCAGAGAGAUGGGCAGCCCCUCUCUUCUCCCAGACACCAGCUGCAGCCCGAUGGCUCUCUGGUCAUCAGCCAUGUGGCUGUGGAAGACGGUGGCUUCUAUGCCUGUGUCGCCUUCAAUGGGCAGGACCGCGACCAGCGAUGGGUCCAGCUCCGAGUUCUGGGGGAGCUGACAAUCACAGGGCUGCCCUCUACUGUGACGGUGCCAGAAGGUGACACGGCCAGGCUGCUGUGUGUGGUGGCAGGAGAAAGUGUGAACAUCAGAUGGUCCAGGAAUGGGCUGCCGCUAUGGGCCGAUGGCCACCGUGUCCACCAGUCCCCAGACGGCACACUGCUGAUCCACAACCUGCGGGCCAGGGACGAGGGCUCCUACACGUGCAGUGCCUACCGUGGAAGCCAGGCAGUCAGCCGCAGCACAGAGGUGAAGGUGGUCCCGCCAGCAGUGGCCGCCCAGCCAAGGGACCCCAGGAGGGAGUGCAUCGACCAGCCUGAGCUGGCCAACUGUGAUUUGAUCCUGCAGGCCCAGCUCUGUGGCAAUGAGUAUUACUCCAGCUUCUGCUGUGCCAGCUGUUCCCGUUCCCGGCCUCAUGCUCAACCAGUCUGGCAGCAGGGAUGAAGGCCUGGCUCCAGCCCCAGUUCUGAAACAACUCUUAGAGCUGGGGAGAGGGGCAGAGAGACUCUUGGUCUCCCCUUUCUGGCCGCAAGGAGUAGUCUUCUGGAGACACUUGCCCCACUAGUGUUGAGCCUCAGCAACAGCCAGUCUAGCCUUCUGAGCCCAGCAGUGUUUGCAUCUCCGACAUGAUAACAGGAGGCUGCUGAGUUGUCAAGAAGAGGAAUAUGAUUGGAUAAGGCCCCCAUUACUUUACAACUUCUCUCCGUAAUUUGUUACACAGGAUCAGUUCAUUGUGAUAAAACAAGCAACCAGGUUCUCACUUCAUUCUAAGGUGUGGAAUGAUUUUAAAGUUAACAUCUAUCUCAUAUGGGGAACACUCACUCCUGCUGUGACAGGGAAGUAUUCUUGCUAGAACUAGAUCUCACCCGGGGUCAAACAGUGGUCUAGUGCUCUACUUUCUCUCUCACCCUUGUAGGUAGUAUAGCGACAAGCUUCAAAUCUCAUCUGUGCAUACGGUUAACAGCAUAGUGUUGGUGAAAGUUCUCGGCAAAGUGGAAUAUAAUGUAAGGCUCAGAACAGGGAUUUGGGAUGAAAAAGUAGCACUUGGAUUAUUAUGGAAGAACUGGAAAAGUGCCUUGCUUUCAUCGGGAAGCUGGAGCCUGAAGCCCUUGUACUGAGGCCGACACAGUGAACUGGCGUGAGGAUGGUCUCACACCCGUAUGGGCGGGAUUGCUGGGCCUGCUUUAUAUUGGGACCAACGAGGAGCCUUUCCUCCUCAAGUAGGAAUCUGUGCUGCCCGAUCAAAGCCAGUCUAUUAUUAAAAACAGCAACAGCAGGAUGGGGGCGCCCAAUGGAGGGGAGGGCAAUGUAGUAAUAGCACGUGGCUUCAGAAAUGGUUUGAGAUGGAGGAAGUCAUUCUUCAUCUCAGAAUCUCCAAUGCCUUGCUUCAAAAUAAGAGGCCUGGAUUCAAUGAGCUUCCAAGUCCCUUUCCACUUGAACCUUCUACAAAUCCCAUAGGGGACUGGCUGGGCCUAGUGACAGAGGUUACUGUGGGACACAGAAAAGACAGGCUUUACAGGGAAAGGUGACUUUUAUUACCACCAUGCUGGCUGGAAAAGGGAUAAACUACGCCAUGGGUAAGGGACACUUCUCAGUCUGCGUGUCCUUCAACAAAGGAAACAUGGGCCGGGGGCAGGGGUCUUUUCUUUCCAUUUAAAAAAAUAUAGUGAGGAGAAUCCCCUCUCACUUACAUGGCUGAUAUUGCUAUCGAAAUUGGAAAAUAAGGGCCACUUUCUUGGAUUCCCCAGUGCUUUAAUUAAACCAGUAUUUGGCCUAUUGGCAACACACUUCAGACGGUAAGUUUCAGGUUAGCUAGCGCUUCCUAGAACUCGUCACACAAUAGUGGACUAAGGGUCAAGGUGAGAGUAAGACUCAGUCUAGACUAGUGGUUCUCAACCCUCUUUCAUACUGGGAGCUUUUUAAAAAACAACCUGGGGUUGCACUCCCCCGAGAUUUGGAUUUAAUUGGCCUGGAGUAUGCGCAGGGCAUGAGGAUUUUAAAAGCUUCCCAGGUGACUGUGAUCAGUAUCCAAGGUUGAGAAUCACGCUCCAUCCCUGGACUUCCGACUGUAAAUUUCGUUCAAAUGGGGACUCUUCUUACGUGUUCUGGGGUGGGCUGAUAUCCUGCGUCUCUAACCAGCUCCCAGGUGACGUCUGUGCUGCUGUCCAGAGCACACUUUGAGCAGCAAAAAUCUGAUGUUAGAGAUGCGCUUAGGAAUAACCGAAGC